Molecule: messenger RNA, 1209 nt
Organism: Verticillium dahliae VdLs.17
Lineage: Eukaryota; Fungi; Ascomycota; Sordariomycetes; Glomerellales; Plectosphaerellaceae
Product: fatty acid synthase
Exons: 3
Coding region: 1-1209 (402 amino acids)
Biological process (GO): fatty acid biosynthetic process; secondary metabolite biosynthetic process
Molecular function (GO): 3-oxoacyl-[acyl-carrier-protein] synthase activity; fatty acid synthase activity
Source: RefSeq, a predicted model, not a curated record
AUGGGCAGCCAAAGUUACGAACCGACCUACGCCGGGGAGCCCAUCGCCAUCGUCGGCAGCAGCUGCCGGUUCCCGGGCGAUGCGUCGUCGCCGGCCAAGCUCUGGGAGCUGCUCCAGACGCCGCGCGACGUCGUGUCGGAGGUGCCGGCCAGCCGGUUCAACACGACGGGCCUGUACCACGCCGACAGCCAGCACCACGGGAGCACCAACGUGCGGCACGCGUACCUCCUGGGCGAGGACCCGCGCGUCUUCGACCGCGACUUCUUCGGCAUCAGCCCCAAGGAGGCCGAGUCGAUGGACCCGCAGCAGCGCAUGCUGCUCGAGACGGUGUACGAGGGCAUCGAGUCGGCGGGCUACUCGGUGCAGCAGCUGCGGGGGUCGUCGACGGCCGUCUUUGUCGGCGUCAUGUUCCUCGACUACCAGGCCGUGUCGGUGCGCGGGCUCGAGAGCCUGCCGCAGUACCACGCCACGGGCGUGGCCAUGUCCAUCCUGGCGAACCGGCUGUCGUACUUUUACGACUGGCGCGGGCCGUCGGUGGCCGUCGACACGGCGUGCUCGUCGAGCCUCGUGGCCCUGCACCAGGCCGUGCAGACGCUGCGCGCCGGCGACGCCGACAUGGCCGUCGCCGCCGGGUCGAACCUGAUCCUGGGGGCCGAGCCGUUUGUGUCCGAGUCGAGUGUACGUCUGUCUGUCUCGUGUCUCGUCUGUCUCUGUCUCGUCUCUUGUCUGUCUCUGUCUCUGUCUCGUCUCUGUCUCGUCUCUUGUCUCUAUCUCGUCUGUCUCGUCUGUCUCGUCUGUCUCGUCCGGUAUCUGAUCCAUCUACCGCAGCUCAACAUGCUGUCGCCCCACGGCCGCUCCUACAUGUGGGACGAGGCCGCCGACGGCUACACGCGCGGCGAGGGCUUCUCGGCCGUCAUCCUCAAGACGCUGCGCCGCGCCCUCGCCGACGGCGACCACAUUGAGUGCGUCAUCCGCGAGACGGGCGUCAACCAGGACGGCCGCACCCCAGCCGUCUGCCAGCACGCUGACCGCGCAGGCAUCACCAUGCCGAGCGCCACGGCCCAGGCGGCGCUCAUCCGGGCCACGUAUGCGCGGGCCGGCCUCGACCCGCGGCGCGCGCGCGACCGGCCGCAGUACUUUGAAGCCCACGGCACCGGCACGCAGGCGGGCGACCGUGAGUGCUCCCUGGCCUCCUGGCCGGCCUCCUGA